AUGUCAGCCGUCCUCUCACUGCUGUUAUGUGGCUGCAAAGAGGGAGACAUGUGCAAAUCUGAUUUCAAGUCUGGCGAUGCGCCUGACAGGAUUCAGAUUCAGAUUGCUUCUGCGAGCAAGUCAACCCGUUCCGCAAGCACAGUGCAUUCGGACC
Molecule: messenger RNA, 154 nt
Organism: Symbiodinium sp. CCMP2592
Lineage: Eukaryota; Dinophyceae; Suessiales; Symbiodiniaceae
Source: the annotation of a GenBank genome assembly